AUGUCCUUUUCCAAUCCGCGCCGCAGAAUGACGACUUGUUCCGGGUCUGUCGUCGAGAAGGAAAUGGCACUUAAAAACACCACGUCCCUCCAGAAGGGUGCCACCUUUCAUUCUCCUUCAUCACCCAGAUAUCAUAACCUUGAUGAAGAUUAUCUCCCACCACGCCUCGCACGCUCUCAGUCUCAGCUGGACGACGUCAUCGACGCCAAUAGCCGACGCAUGGUCUUGACUUCCACUAUCGAUGAUAUCAACGAGGCUCUUGCCAAUACCUUCCUUUCCGAGUCGAAACAAAACACAAAAUUAGCCUUCCGCGACAUCUCGACUCCUGUUCCCCGUGGGCUCUUCGAUCUCCCCGUCGUCGACCCAGCCAAGGCGAAAGAACAGGAGCAACUAGUUCUCCGUCCGCGCUCAGUGCACCACCGACACCAACAUUGUUCCGACAGUGGCCUCGGCAGCUCGCUUGCCUCGACAAACGACAAGGCCUGCGUUGUUGAUGCUUCUCCCAAGCACACGAAAACUCAUACCGCGACCCGCACCGCUGCCGCCAGUAACAUUUGCCUGGCACCCCCGCUCAGCCUCCGCACUGUGAAUCGUAUUCACGAGCACAUACUUCGUCCUCUUCUAGAAGAACCUUCGCUUAAGUUCUUUGAAACAAUCAUGUUGGACAUUCCCCGCCUCAUUCGUUCGAGGACCAUCAACUGUCUUCGGGAUGUUGAGAAGAAUCUAAUUUUCAAGGCUCCGGUAAGUCAACUUUUAACAGGCGUUGGUGUUUGGAGUGAUGCUUAUCGAAAUUUGCGCAUAAAGGAAAAGGCAAAGUCCGCCGCUUGCUACUUGCAUUUCUGUCGCUCCGUGAUUCGGUGUCUUCAAACGACUGUCGAUUACGUCCCCGUCCACGAGCAAGUUCGACCUGGCGACCGCCCUUACACUGGCGGAUAUCACCUCGACUUGACGACACAAGUCCUUGAAUACGCCAGAUUGCUUGCCACCCAAGAAAAGGGAGACCUUCCCGACGAAAUGCAAAUCGAUAAGUAUGUUCCACGAUUUGUGCCUCUCGACUACCCAGCUAAUACCUCGUCCAGAGGUGACGAUAUUCGCCUAUUUGGUGGCAUCACCGAGAACGGCCGCCCAGCUGAGCUUGUUCGCGUCAAGAAGGAUGGUACUGCCUUCUCCAUGUCCACUGGUAAGCCAGUGGACCUGAACGAGACGCCCGUCAGAUUCAAGCGCUCCCUCAGCGAGGAGCUUGACGACGAGGAGGAAAUUAUGCGUUCCAUGGCCCGCCGCAAGAAGAACGCUACUCCCGAAGAACUGGCUCCAAAGAAGUGCCGCGAGCCUGGCUGCACCAAGGAGUUCAAGCGUCCCUGUGACCUGACCAAACAUGAGAAGACACACUCUCGUCCUUGGAAGUGCCCCUUUCCCACCUGCAAAUACCACAAGUAUGGCUGGCCUACCCAAAAGGAGAUGGACCGUCACCUCAAUGACAAACACUCUGACGCUCCCGCGAUGCACGAGUGUUACUUCAAGCCUUGCCCAUACAAGUCCAAGCGCGAAUCCAACUGCAAACAGCACAUGGAAAAGGCUCACGGUUGGACCUACAUACGUACCAAGUCCAGCGGUAACAAGAAGGCCUCUAAGCCUAUCAACGUGGACCGGCCCGCCAUUACCUACAUUUCUCCUCCCAAUACCACGCCCAGCUACAGCUUGCCAACCCCACCCCGGGAUGCUAGUCCCCCGGGUGUGCCUGCUGAUUUUCUAGUUGAUCCAGGGAAUACGGAUUUCCUCCCUGUCGGAAUCUCCCCUCGGACGCUCGAGAACAGGGAUCUCAUCGCCGAGAACCAUUCCCCCUCUUCUACAGUCGCUACAUUCGGUUCAUUGGAGCCUUACCAGACCGGACCCGGAUUUCUUGAGGAAGUUGAGGAACUCUACGCCGCAAGAAUGAUGCUUCCGGAGCUUUCUCACGUGGGUGAGUCUCCGUACAACAAGGCCAUCUCCUCUCAGAUUCCCAACCUCCAGAUGACGCCACCUACUACCGCUCAUGAAGAGGUCCCAACGCACUUUUCACCUGCAGCUCGGGGCAAUGCGAUGGCCGUCACUCUCCCUUCUCUCCAUGAUGUGGACGACGACGGCUGUCGUGACCUCCAAGUUGUCGGCGGUGAUUUCGACCUCUCUGAUAAUCUCGGCGCCCCCAAAAUGGUUGAUAUGCCCCUGUUUCCGGGUUUGGCAUUCAACUUCGCGUACUGUUCUCAAGAACCAGAAUUCUUAUCUGGCAUUGAACCUCAGUAUUACAAUUCCCAAGACCAAUUCGCACAUGAUUACUUCUGCCUGAAGUCAUUGUAUUACUCGAGUGUAUUGCACAAGCAGACGCCGAAAGCCUGGAUCCAGUUCCGACUCGUUGUCCAUGAUUGGCUAGCACAUCCCUCGACAGGUCUCCCACAUCGCGGCCAUCUUCUGGGGGUUUCACGGCCCGUCGUCACCAAAGCAAACUGA
This is a messenger RNA of Cordyceps militaris CM01, 2484 nucleotides long. Its product is annotated as C2H2 transcription factor (Ace1). Gene Ontology annotation, biological process: regulation of transcription by RNA polymerase II. The transcript has 3 exons. Gene Ontology annotation, cellular component: nucleus. Bases 1 to 2484 code for a protein of 827 amino acids. NCBI's taxonomy places the organism in Eukaryota, Fungi, Ascomycota, Sordariomycetes, Hypocreales, Cordycipitaceae. The record is from RefSeq and is a predicted model, not a curated record.